UAUGGAUUGACAAGUUGAGCGCGUUGUCGAUCCAUAUCUAAAACAGGACAGACGCAUGACAUGCGAUCGAACCAACCGAACAAAAAGUGAACAAAAUCGCCCGUCCGUCUGUGUCGUCCGAUUUUCUUACACUUAACUUUAUUCCAAGGACGACGCCUUCGACGAUAAGUCUCAAUGAGAACCGUGACCGUGACGUGAAAGACUUUUCUAUGGCUUGCCAUUUUAAGGCUUACCAUUCAAACACGCUGAGCAAUUUUCUUACGGGUGGAAAGAUGCGCCAUGCAUCACUAAAAGCAGGAGCUCUGAUUUACCAGGGGAAGGCCUCAUGCUCAUGGCUGAGAUAUUUGGAUCCGCGGUUGCGAGCGAGUCUGUAAGCAGAAUUUUCUCGAUCCUAUCAUCAGGCAACUCGAGAGUGGAUGGGGGCGCGGAGGACAACGCCGAGAGGCUCGAGUUCGCGGUGCUGAAGAUCCACAGCGUUGUCGCCGUCUCCCAAGAUUGGCUCAUACUCCACCAACCAUUGCUCGACUGGAAGGCGAGACUGAAGCGCGUAGGCGAGGAAGGCGACGCCAUCCUGCGCGCUUCCAGGAGCAGAUCCGCGGAGCGGCAGCGGAGCGAGGGGAUUGCGAGUAAGGAGACCCCCGUUCGUACGCGCGUCGCUCGAGCGGCGGCACGCUUCUUGCCCUUCCGCCGCGGCAAGGACGGCGGCGGUGAUCCGAGCGACGCGACGGUGCGGAGGUUCGAGAGGCUGGCGCAGGUCGCCGACGAGUUCUUCCGGUACGUCCAGCUUGGAGGCCGUCCGAAGAGCUUGACGGUGUCCUUGGAAGACCCCACGGAGUCGCUGCUUGCAGGGAAGACGCUCGAGUUCUCCCUCAGGAGCGGCAGCCGGGACGCCCUCCUGCUGCUCCACCCGCGCGACGGCGACGGCGACGGCAACAGGGAGGUCGUCCUCUUCCUCUCCUGCGACGACAGCGCCGAGUGGGAGAAGAACGUGAAGCUCUGCGUGGUGUUCCACCUGCUGGAGCGUGCUGACAUCCUGGGCGUCGUCAUGUCUUCCUUGCACCUGCUGCCUCCCCAGUUCGGCGCCGCCUGCGCAACGGCGAGGGGGUUCGUCGGGGAGGUGCAGGCGCAGGAAGCGAGCUAUUCCAACGCGUCGUCCAUGUCGAUGCGGUGCGUCUCGUCGGCAUGGAGGUGCCACCGGAAUUCCAUUUCCACCACGGACGCGGGACGCGCAGCGACCGACGGCAUGCCGUGGCCGAUCGUUCGAGUGGAUGCCGUCUGCUUCGCCAUGCCGCAGAUCGAUUCGGCGGGUGCACCCGCGGACCAGAACCUGCCUCUGAAAUUGGCAUGCCAUGUCACUCCCCAUCUCGUGCCCGAGAGGUAUCCCGGGAACUACCGGCAGAUCGGGACGGAAGCACUGCACGAGCUGUCACCCAAAGCGGCGGACGAAGGAGCUUCAGGCUGCAGACGGGAAGCUGCGUGGUGGUGUCCUGGCAGCUCAACGUAUUUGUCGGUGGAGCCAGAGUUUUCGGUGCCGCCGCCCACGCUGCAGCAGCUGUUUCUGGUGGAAAGCUUGAAGGGGGCGAUGUAGUGGUAGCUGAAGCGAUGGGAUCAUGGCUAAGUGGCAUCUUGUAAUUUCUUACUACUUUCUUGUUUUUUUUUGUCUUGUUCUUUUUGGCUUAUCUCAAUCCUAAUUGUCAUACUCUGUUGUAAUAUAAAAUGUUUCAGUAGGGUUUAUCCAAUGUUUCGAUUAACAAAAAGGUUAUUUUUCUUAGGGCUGUUUACAGAACUAUUAGUGGGAAGUUGUUUCCUUC
Molecule: messenger RNA, 1811 nt
Organism: Hordeum vulgare subsp. vulgare (domesticated barley)
Lineage: Eukaryota; Viridiplantae; Streptophyta; Magnoliopsida; Poales; Poaceae
Exons: 1
Coding region: 326-1588 (420 amino acids)
Source: RefSeq, a predicted model, not a curated record